Messenger RNA from Centruroides sculpturatus (bark scorpion), 2015 nucleotides. Its product is annotated as inactive hydroxysteroid dehydrogenase-like protein 1. Gene Ontology annotation, molecular function: oxidoreductase activity. Lineage: Eukaryota; Metazoa; Arthropoda; Arachnida; Scorpiones; Buthidae. Gene Ontology annotation, cellular component: endoplasmic reticulum. The record is from RefSeq and is a predicted model, not a curated record. The transcript is spliced from 2 exons. The coding region runs from base 94 to 1059 and encodes 321 amino acids.
ACAUAAAGUAUCAUGCCUCCUCUGAACAGACUCGGAUCUCUGACAAUAAUAGAAAGUUAUUAGCGAUACGAGCAAUUGUUCUAUUCGUUUCCGAUGUACGACUACUUUUUGAUCGCAGUGGGUGUUUUAACAACAAUUUCUGCAAUUUAUUCCUUCUUCAGGUUUAUAUAUUUGCACUUUCUACUUCGAUUUUUCCACGAUUUCCGUAACGAAUACGGAGAAUGGGCCGUUAUCACCGGCGGAAAUGCCGGCAUCGGACGGAGUUACGCUUUGCAAUUGGCAGAAAAAGGUAUGAACGUAAUUAUCGUCGGCAGAGACCAACAAACUCUGCGAAGUACGGCCGAAGAAAUCGAGAGCACUUAUGGAAAUCGAUGCCUUUACAUCCGAGCCGACUUGUCGGAAGAGGGUGCCGUACGUGACGUGGUACAGGAAUUACAAGGCAAAGACGUAGGAUUAUUCAUCCACAAUGCUGGUUUUUUAGGCAAUUUACCACGUCUUUUCUUAGACGAAACGACGGAAAACGUGUUAAAAAUGAUCACGUUGCAAGUAACUUCUGUGGUGCAGUUAACUCGUUGCGUUCUACCGUGGAUGUUAACUAAGGAAAAUGGAGCCAUGAUAUUCGUUACUUCGUUCUCUUCACUUUUUCCUACUCCACGUUUAAAUGUUUACUCGGCUUCUAAAGCAUUUUGCGAUCGCUUUUCCAGGAGCAUCUUAGGAGAAUGUCUCGCUAAAGGAGUACACAUCCAGACACUUUCUCCAUUUUACGUAUCCACCAAAUUCAUCAAAUUCAAAAAAAUCGACGUGAUAAUUCCUAGCAGCGAUCGUUACGUGAGGGAUGCCAUUCGAACUUUAGGAAUUUCCGAUUACACUAGUGGAUAUUGGUUACACGACAUACUUAAGUAUCUUGCGGUAAAUUAUCGUACAAUACUAUGGAAAUGGUUUACGUUAAAAUCGAUGCUCAGAAUAAAGAAACGUUUGCAAGGUAUAAUUAUGUUUCGUGAGAAAACUACUGUUAACAUUUCAAACAAUUCUGCUCUGAAUAAUUACAAGAAUGAUUAAGAAUAGAUGUAUCAGUCAUUCGCGUAAUAAUUGCUGAGAAAUGAACAAAACCUGUUAUUAAUAUCGUUUUUUGAAUACUUCCUACUUGACAAAAUAAAUUUGAGCAUGUUAUAUGUGAAAAUAAUUAAUAAAUAAUUUGAUAUAAAAGAAUCUUUGUUAAAACUAUGAUUGUUGAGAUUGUCGGUGAGUGAAAAAGUCUACUUCCAGUGUGCGUACCUCACAAAAUAAAAACAAAAAACAAUGGUGUUUUCACCUGUAAUUCUCAAUAUAAUCACCCAAAUGUGCUUUAUAUCUAACAAGCUUGCAAACGUAGGAGGAGAACGGGGUAACUGUGGUCAAUUAAUUAAGCGAGAAUGGUUUCCACACAGUUUAUAAUAGGCCUACUGUAUACUUUAUAUACAGUACUUUACUCUGGUUCUACGUGGGUAAAAUAGGGGCAGAUUUCUCCGGUUGGAGAUCGAAUUAAACUUCGAUUAUGACCUCUCCCGAGCCCCGAAAGGUUUCGAAUUGUCAUCAGGUGACAAGGAGAGAUAAAUCGGAAAGUGGAAUAGAAGGAAAACGGAUAAAACACCAGACAUUCAAGGACGCGACGGCUUCUUCUCCCGAAAGUUCCAAGUGACGGAUCUAUUGUUGUGUGUGUGUGUGUGUGUGUGUGUCUCGCGCCCAUCUUCGUCGCCAUCUCCCGACCUCGGAUCGACAUAUUUCCAUCAACGGAAAUCGACCGCAUCGUCCGGGAGUCGUCGAGACGUCGAUGGAAUUGUUCAUUCGCGAACAAGGGACACACCUUCAAAAUGGGACUAUCUUGGAAAGGAGAGGAAGACCAAGAGGUAGCUGCCGACGUAGAACUUUAAAGAUCGCGGAAAUCUUGUAAGCUUCUUUCGUGUAUAAUAAACGGGUUGUGUUGUUUGUAAAGGAGGCAUCUAUCUCUGACUCGACUGCUUCCACCUGUCGUUGAU